Messenger RNA from Myzus persicae (green peach aphid), 3057 nucleotides. Its product is annotated as dynamin-1-like protein. The record is from RefSeq and is a predicted model, not a curated record. Gene Ontology annotation, molecular function: GTPase activity; microtubule binding; GTP binding. Lineage: Eukaryota; Metazoa; Arthropoda; Insecta; Hemiptera; Aphididae. The coding region runs from base 916 to 3003 and encodes 695 amino acids. The transcript is spliced from 5 exons. Gene Ontology annotation, cellular component: microtubule; cytoplasm; membrane.
UGUAUAAAUAGUAAAUUAAAGCUAUUAAAAAACUAGUUCCACAAUUUUAAAAAAUAGUUGGAUAUGUCAUAUGUGGAUUCGUACUUAUUGCUUAGUUUUAUUUCAUCAGUUUAAUUGCUUACUAAUGUUCAAUGUAGGUAUUAUUAAUUAUUAUGGUUUUUCCAAUGCCACGUUAUUUAUACUUAUCUGUGGCCUUAUUAGUUAUUAUAAAGUUAUAACGAUAUCUGAGUGAGUAGGGAUUACUGAUUAGGAAAAUGGAUACCUAAUGUCCUAAUGUCAUAAGAGGCUAUAUAGAGGCUAAUAUGCAAUAGCCAUUGGGUGAUACGUAACGUAUUGCUAUUUGCGACGUGCGACUUGCCGUAGAGGUUGAUCAUUCUGUAAUUCUAAAAUCUAAAAUCUGUAUAUUAUAUAAGAAAAUUAAAAUUGUAGUUAAGUAUAACUGUAUAAGAAGAUAUAUUUUAAGGUUUUAUAUAUUUUUUGUCCAACUGUGCCUUUCUAAUUAUUGGUUAUUAGUAUCGAGUAUUCAUUAAUCACUAUUCAAUGUGUAUGAACUUCAAAAUCUUAUGUUAUUUUUCUUAGAUAGCUUCCACAUUUCUACAUUAUAUCAUAUACUCAUUGUGAAGAAAUUCAAUCAUUUUAACUGCAUGGCUGCAUUGUUGUAUUAUUUGUACUUUUUUCUGUAAGAUAUCAGAAAUUUAUACCAAAAUUGUUACAGAAUAUGUAAAAAGUGAAGAUUUUGUGAUAAUAGAAUACGUUUAGUCAAAGGUUGAACUUGAAUUCCGGUAUUAAUAUUCAGACAAAGAAUUCAAAUAGUAUACUCAAAUAUUAAGUUAAAAAGUAUAAAAAAUUAAUUUUUUAUUUGGAGUGCUAUUGAAAAAGACACAUUUACGACCAGAUUGACAGUGUGAACUGACUAUGGAUUCACUUAUACGAAUUGUAAAUAAACUUCAGGAUGUUUUUUCUGUGUUUGGUGAACAGCAACUUACUGAUUUACCUCAGAUUGUCAAUUUACCACAAAUUGUGGUAGUGGGAACUCAAAGCUCUGGAAAAAGUUCAGUUCUGGAAAGCCUUGUUGGAAAAUCAUUUUUACCUCGAGGAACUGGUGUAGUUACUAGAGCACCAUUAGUUAUACAGAUGAUUAGAUACACUGCAGAAACUAGAAAUUGCAUGUUGAAAUCAAAUAACAUUAAAGAUAGUGAAAACAUAACAGAAUGGGUAGAGUUUCUUCACAAGCCAAAUUUAUUUUAUUUUGACUUUGAUAUGGUGCGCAAUGAAAUUGAAUGUGAAACAAACAAUCUUGCAGGAAAUAAUAAGGGCAUCACUAACAAUCAAAUUGUAUUGAGAAUUCAUACUAAUCGCUAUGAUCUGACUUUUGUCGACUUGCCAGGUAUAACAAAAGUGGCGGUUGGAGACCAACCUGACGAUAUAGACGAACAAAUACAGAAAUUGAUUAUUUCCUAUGCAAAGCAGUCAAAUUCUAUUAUUUUAGCAGUAGUGACUGCGAAUACGGAUCCGUCAACGAGUGAAAGCCUGCAAAUAGCAAAGAAGUUGGAUCCAGAAGGCAUGAGAACUAUAGCUGUAGUCACAAAAUUGGAUCUAAUUGAUGAUGGAACACUACAAGACACUAAGGAUUUACUGUGCGGUCACAGAAUCCCAGUGAAACUAGGUAUCAUCGGAGUUGUUAACAGAAGUCAAAAAGACAUUGUUGAAAAUAAAUCAAUGGACGCUACGCUAGUGUCAGAAACUGAAUUUCUAAAAACAAACUAUCCAGAUAUAUGUACUAAACAUGGCAAUAAAGCAUUAGCUCAUACAUUGCAGAUGGUUUUGAUAACGCAUAUUAAAAAAGUAUAUCCAAAACUUAAAAUUGAACUCGAAGAAAUGAAACAUAAAUUGGGAAAAAAACUUUUGGUACUACAUACACCAGAUAACAAAAUAUCGUUUUUAAUAGGGCUUUUAAAAGAUAUUAGCAGAUCUUAUGAAGACACUAUAAAUGGCAAUCAAAACGAUGUUUCGGUUGACAAAAUUAUCGGUGGUGCUAGUAUUGCUAGAAUAAUCCAACAAAAAUAUUUAAAGACAAUAAAUGCCAUUGACCCGUUACAGGAUCUAUCAAACGAAAAUAUUGCUAAAGUAUUAUUAAAUACAUCAGGUACUAACCAAAGUACUUUUGUCAACGAAAAAGCAUUGCAAAAAAUUUUAAGCCGGCAAUUAAAUAACUUAAUUGAGCCCUCACUGGAUUGUGUAGAAUUGGUCCGCAGUGAGAUGUUAAACAUAUUGAAUUCCAUUGAUGUCAGAUUGUUGGACACACUUAGGCGAUACCCUCAACUCAAUGAAGAUGUGCAAAAGGUUUUUGAAAAGUUGCUGGAAGAAAAUGUGAAUAACAUCAAAGAAUUUAUUGCAUCAUACAUAGAAUCUUAUCAGGAAUGUUUGAACACAGCAAAUCCAGAUUUUAUACUGGAAAUAGUAAAAUCGAAUAAUACAAUUCAAGAAGAAAUUCUUGCUGCUGCAAAUAUAAGUAAUUGCGUUAAUGAAGAUCCAACAGAUAAUCAUUCAACACAGCAUUGUUUUACAUUCGGAAAGCCAAUUCCCCAGGCAAUUGCUCAACCAAUUCCUGACAAAAUGGCCCAACUCAAAAAAAUAGAAAUUAAUAGAAUACAAAUGUUGAAUCAAUUGUUAUCAGGUCUUAACAAUCAGGAAGUAACUUUGGAAUCGUCUGAACAGGUAAAAUUACAUAGAGAUUUAAGUCUAUGUUAUUUUGAGUACAUCAGGAAAAUUGUACGGGACUUUGUGCCUAAAAGAAUUAAACAUAAAAUGAUAAAUUCGUUUUUGAAAGUCCUUGAUAAGCGCUUAAAUGAAGAAAUUUUCCAAACAUAUUUAAUUGAAAAGAAAAUUGAUGAGGUACUUUUAGAAGAUGAAACUUUUACAAAAGAUAGAAAUAAUGUUGAAACCAAAUUGGAUGCAGUAAGAAAAGCUUUAAAAAAUAUGGUUGAUAUUCAGUAUUUUUAAUUUAUUCUUUCAAAAUAUAAAUUUUUCAAAAAAAUACAUUAUCAUAAUAUAAUG